AUGGAGAGAAGAUGGGAAGAUGAUGAUGAUGACUCGCAUCAUAGACCAAGAUAUAGCAGCACAACCAGCAGCAGUAGCAAUGGAAGCAAGCAGGGUGGUGAUGGUGUAGUUGCAACAACAACAGAGAGCAAUACAACACAACAACAACAACAACAGACUACUACUGGUGCACCAGAGGAGGAGGAACAACUUGAUGAGUUUGGAAGACCUCUGAGACCAGGCAGAGAGAGCUCAGACAGCGAUAGUGAUCGAGACUACAGGGGCAACUAUAGACGACGUGGUCGCGACAAUAGACGAGACGAGAGACACUCGCCCGGCCGUGGCGGAGAAAGAAAGAGAGAUCAUUCCCCCGACAAGAGGGGCGGCGGUGGUGGCGGUCCACGUGGUGGUGGCGACGAGAGUCCCAGAGACUUUAGACAUGACAACAGGAGGAGAAGGGAGGACUGGAUGGACAACAGGGGCAACGAAUAUAACAACAACAACAGCAGCAGUGGUGUUGCUGGUGGCGGCAGCAAUGGAAGACAGAUGUCCAACUCGAUGCCAGGCAUCCCACCCCCGAGGAAUGGCCGCGAGGACAAUCACAUCAACAUGACCGACAGCAGCCGCGACUUGUCAAAGUCGGCACAGCUGACGAGACGACCACCAAAGAGAGGCGACAUAUUCGACGGACAGUUUAAGACAUACAAGCAGUUCCUGGACUACCAGGACGACUCGAUCGUGCCCACUGAUGCCGACAAGAAGUACGAGGAGUACAAGGUGGAGUUUGCCAAGCGACAGGCACGUCUCUUCUUCAAGGACCACCAGACCGAGGAAUGGUUCCGCGAGAAGUACGACCCAGUCUACCUCGUCAGGAAGAAGAAGGAGAAGAUCUCCUUUGCACAAUCUAGAUUGCCAACCUUUAAGUCCAUGUUGGCUGAUGAGAAUCAUAACUUCUCACUGGCAUUAAAGGACGAGAGUUUGAAGGAUGGCGAGAAGAUGGUGGAUGGAAUGGACACACAUGACCAUGAUGAUCAUGAUCACGAUCACGACGAUCACCAUCACGACGACAAGACAGAUAUCACAUCAUCAGGACAUCAGCUGCAGCAACAACAACAACAACAGCAGCAGAAGAACAACGCCACACUAUUUAUCAAGGCCAUCUCACCAACAUGUACAAAAGAGGAAUUAUUAGAGGUGCUCAACAAGGUUGGCACCGAGUCGGAGCCCAACGUCGUGGUCAAGCUGACGCUCAGCGAGCCCAUGAAAUACAAGAUGUUCUACCGACUUGGAUGGGUAACCUUCAAGUCCAGCGAAUACUCCCUAAGGGCUCUGAAGGAGUUGAAUGGAACAAAGAUGAGGGACUUUGAUUUGCUGUUGACAAUCAACAAGCAGGUGCAGGACACACAGAAGAAGUUUAGGAUAUCGCCAAAGAUUGCAUCGAGCGAACAGAGGAUAUCAAUAGACUUGGCACAGGCCAUCAACAUGGCCAAGCAUUUGGAUCAAGAUCGUGAGAUAGUGGACAACCCACUAUUGUCUGAUGAGCGAUACGAAUCACUCCCUGAGAUCGAGCGACUAGAUAAGAUGAUCCAUUAUCUACGCCAUGUGCAUUUGUUUUGCUACUAUUGCUCGGAGGAGUACAACGACGUGGACGAGAUCGAGAGGAAGUGUGGCUCCGUCCAUCUUAGACGACUGCCAAGCAGCAGCGACGACUCCACUACCACAUCAACCAAACCAGCAUCGACAAUGUCCGUUGGAGAAGACGACGCCAACGAACAAAACAACAAUGAUCAAUCUAACGACCAGAUGGACAUCGAUUCCAAAGUGUCGGACUCUGACCAAGUAUGGGUUACGAACUUGGACAACAACAUUAAAGCAAAGAUCACCAAGAUACUCAACCACGAACAAUACACUUGCCAACAGGCGGCCGAGAAGAGCGCCGAGGAGUUUAUUGACAUCAACACCUUCAAGAUCGAAGAGGAGAAGUAUAGAUGCUCUCUGUGCGCCAAGCUCUUCAAGGGUGCAGAGUAUGUCAAGAAGCACAUUAACCUCAAGCACCCAGAGGAGUUGAAGAAGGACUCUGAGGAGAAGGGCAAUGCUGAGCAAUUCUUUUUAAACUACUUCUCCGACCCAAGGAGAUUGACCCAGCCAUCACAACAGCAACUGCUAUAUCAGAAUCAACGUGGAAUGAUGCCAGGAAUGCCACCAAGACCAAGAUGGAAUGGACCAUGGGACCCCAACAUGGCACUCCAACAGAUGAUCCCCACAAUGAUGGCGGCCAACCAGACCAUGGCAGCAAUGGGCGGACAGGUGUAUCCUGGCGUCGCACCCAUGUUUGCCAACCCUAACUUGAGGACACGCGGCCUGCCCCUCCCCGUACCCAUCCAGAUUCGUCGCGGCAACUAUCAGAUGCCCAACGUUGUUGUGGCCAACCCAGGCGGACAGCCCGCAGGUGUGAUGCAGGGUGCUGGCGGCGUGCGAUACCGUCCCUACCCCGCGGCAGCCCCAAUGCGCAAUGUGCCCGUGGCACCAGCCGACCCUCGCGGUAUCCGCGAGUAUGUCGACCUGGAUGCUGCGCCCACCGGCGCAAUGCCCGAGAUUGAUUAUGGAGCAGCGCUCAAGGAGUACCAGAAUAAACGAAGCCAGUCAUGA
Acytostelium subglobosum LB1 is the source of this 2628-nucleotide messenger RNA. RefSeq lists its product as hypothetical. Gene Ontology annotation, cellular component: nuclear body. Gene Ontology annotation, biological process: primary miRNA processing; mRNA processing. NCBI's taxonomy places the organism in Eukaryota, Evosea, Eumycetozoa, Acytosteliales, Acytosteliaceae. The coding region runs from base 1 to 2628 and encodes 875 amino acids. Gene Ontology annotation, molecular function: RNA binding. The transcript has 6 exons. The record is from RefSeq and is a predicted model, not a curated record.